Tetranychus urticae (two-spotted spider mite) is the source of this 2432-nucleotide messenger RNA. Its product is annotated as tetratricopeptide repeat protein 39A. Gene Ontology annotation, molecular function: protein binding. The record is from RefSeq and is a predicted model, not a curated record. Lineage: Eukaryota; Metazoa; Arthropoda; Arachnida; Trombidiformes; Tetranychidae.
UGUCAAUUUUGUCAUGUUCCCUCUUUAAUAUCGUCUGAUUGACAAACACAAAAAAAGCCAAUUCGUAUUUAUGUAGUUUCUUCAUUUUAUUGAUUAAACAUUUUAUUAUUUUUACCAUUUUAAAUAAUUGUGAUCACAGACAAUGAACAUUUACCAGUGUGUAUUAAUUUACCAACUGUAAAAUCAGCAUUUUCAUUACCUUAGACCUGUUAAAGCUCAAAUACUGCCUUUAGACGCUAUGAGUGAUCAAAUAAACCUUUCUGGUCAACACUAUCCUAGGCCCUGGUUAGAGAUUAAUUAUGACCAACCUAGGCUACUUAAACUCAUCUUAAAUCAAGAGGAACUGUUUCCAAAUGGCGAGGCUUCUGACAAUCAAGAAUUGACACCGUCUAAUUUCAAUGAUUCACUGAAAGAAGCCGCUCAAACGUUCGAUCUGUUUGUGGAAAAUCGACUUGACGAAUGUUUAGCUCUGUGUGAAAAGAAGGCAGGCAACAGCAUUUACCAUCGCUAUGGAAUUGGAAUAAUGGUUGGUGUUAAUGCUUUCUUUUCAAUGGAUUCCGCUGUAAUUAACCAUGCAAUCACUGAGCUAAGCAAGAUAGUUGACUUUUUGGAUAAACGUAAAGACAAAUCUGGUGGAUUAUUUACUAACCCAAACUACGAGGAAAUAACUGAUGAACAAGCUCAUGCUGCUUUAUGUUUCACUGAACUCAAUGCAAUGUUAGCCUUUCUUAAACCCAUGGCUGACAAAAGCUUCAAAGGUUUCCUGAGUUCAGCAUUCCGCUUGAAAUCAUCUUACACUGGAUUCAAAAGUUGUCUUGCACUGUACCGAAAGAAACCCUUUAGAGACGAUUUUUCCUGCGAAGAAUUUCAAACUGGAGUUCGAAUGACUUACGGUGUUUUUGGGCUCUUUUUUUCACUACUUCCAGCCAAAUUUACCUCACUUCUUGAAUAUUUUGGACUAUUCAACAAUCGCUAUGCUGGGCUCGAUAUACUUAGAAAGUGUAUCCACGCUAAAACAACACUGCGUUACUUCAUUGUAUCAGCCUUUACUAUCGCCUAUUUUGGUUUCUUGGACUAUUUUUUCAGUCUUGGUGAAAGUGAUCACAACUUGGUGGAUACAAUUGUUAAUGAUUGGUCCAUUAAAUAUGGCAAAACCUUUUACUAUUCACUUAUUAAAGGUCUUGGUGAAAUGACCCACUCCAAGUUUGAUGAAGCUUGCUUGGCUUUACAAUCAUCAUUCAAGUUACCUGCUAUUUCACCUAAUCUUUACAAGAUAAGCUACUUUUUCAUGGUUUUGUCCAAAACUCAAUUGUGUCAGUGGAGUGAAGCUGCUGCUAUCAUGAAAUUAUUAGCUGGCGAUAAAGUUUCACCAGCUACAUCAACAUACUUUUACGCCAUUCUGCUUUACAUGGAUUAUGAUCUAAAUGGUGAAAAGAGUCAUGCCAAUCAAAUUAUUGAUCUUAUGAAGAUAAUUCCAAGUUUAAAGAAGACUCUUGGAGGACGAAAACCUUUCCAUGAAAAACUUGUCUAUGAACGGAGUAUUAAAUUCAAUGGUGAUCUGGAAAAGUCACUUUUCUUGCCAACAUUUGAAAUUAGCUACAUUUGGAAUCUAUUUCGGAUGUCACGAAACUCGACCACUUGUCUUAAUCAAUACAUGGACAUUGUAGAGGUUAAACUAUCACAAUAUAAUUCAAGUGAAGAUAUUGUUAAUCCUGAUCAAUAUGCAACUCUCAUAUUUUAUAAAGCACAUUUCACUGAUCUCUUGGGCAACUCAUUUGAGGCGAUUGAUUAUUAUCAUCAAGUUCUGGAAUGGGAAUCCAAGAUAACAACAGAGAAACAUUUGUUGCCUCAAACAUGCUUUGAACUUGGUAAUCUGUUCAGGAAAAUUGAACGUUAUGAAGAUUGUGAAAAAUAUUUAACUAAAAGUAAAUCUUAUCGAGGUUACCUGACAGAAUCGAUGAUUACCUACCGAGUUAACCUGGUUUUUGAACAGGUUAAAAAGAUAACUAAGGUUAAAAGGAAAUUAAGCUCACCUUAUGAUCGUCGUAAAAGCUCAAUCAUUGAUCCAUCCAUGUUUAAUCGACCUGUUUCUUAUCCAUGAUUGAUUCAAUUGUAAUAAUUGACAACAGAAUCAAAGACAAGAUGAACAUGGUUACAACAUCAAUAGGAAGAGCAACGAUAAUCUAACUAGACUUUUCAGUUUAACUCUUCCUCUUCACCCGAAUCAAGUUAAAUUAACUGUUUCUUAUUAAUUUGCUUAUUAUUGUUUUCGUUGCAUCUAAUGAUUAUCCUAAACUUAAUUAACAAUUCAUAGGCCUUUUGACUUCAUUGGUAUUCAUUAGUCAAUGAAUCUUUUUUUACAUUCAUUUUAUUAACUUUGUUUUAGUUUCAGUCUAAAUCUAUUAAACUUUGUUGUUACUUUUACCCAUUAA